Molecule: messenger RNA, 1921 nt
Organism: Zingiber officinale
Lineage: Eukaryota; Viridiplantae; Streptophyta; Magnoliopsida; Zingiberales; Zingiberaceae
Product: non-specific phospholipase C3-like
Exons: 2
Coding region: 177-1769 (530 amino acids)
Biological process (GO): phospholipid catabolic process
Molecular function (GO): hydrolase activity, acting on ester bonds
Source: RefSeq, a predicted model, not a curated record
GCUCGAUUGCCUGCAUGCCCAUCUAAACUAUCUAAUGCAUUAUUCCACUCUUUUAAUUUCGAUCCAAUCACCUCUCUUUGUCAUCUAUAUCUACACGCACAUUCCCACCAACCAUUACCGAACUGAUCUCUUUUCGACGACUAGCUAGCGCAGAGCAAGAAAGGAACAGCUUAACAAUGGCAGCAGCAGAGAUAACAGCCGCCACCGCCGCCUCUAGCUCGUCGACGGCGGCAGGGUUCAAGAUCAAGACGGUGGUGGUGCUCGUCCAGGAGAACCGCUCCUUCGACCACAUGCUCGGCUGGAUGAAGAGCAUCAACCCCUCCAUCGACGGCAUCGCCUCCAAGGACCAGUUCUCCAACCCGCUCUCCACCGCCGAUCCUGCUGCCGGCAUCGUCUACUUCGGCGACAACUCCAGGUACGUGGAGCCCGAUCCGGGACACUCGAUCCAGGCCAUCUACGAGCAGAUUUACGGCGUCGAGUUCGCCGACGCUACGUCGACCCCGAUCACACCGCCGGGCGUGACGACACCGCCCAUGAACGGGUUCGCGCAGCAGGCGGAGAAGGAGCAGAAGGGGAGGUCGGAGAUAGUCAUGAAUGGGUUCCGGCCGGCGGCGGUGCCAGUGUACGAGGCGCUGGUGCGGGAGUUCGCGGUGUGCGACAGGUGGUUCGCGCCGGUUCCGGCGUCAACGCAGCCGAACCGGCUGUUCGUGCACUCGGCGACGUCACACGGUUUCACCAGCAACGACACGAAGAAGCUGGUGCAGGGCCUGCCGCAGCGCACCAUCUUCGACUCCCUCCACGACGCCGGUUACUCCUUCGGCAUCUACUACCAGAACCCGCCGGCCACACUCUUCUACAGGAACCUCCGGCAAGUGAAGUACAUCGGCAACUUCCACGAGUUCGACUUGAAGUUCAAGAAGCACUGCCGCAAGGGCAAGCUCCCUAACUACGUGGUCAUCGAGCAGCGCUGGAUCGACCUCAAACUGUUCCCAGGCAACGACGACCACCCCUCGCACGACGUGGCGGAAGGGCAGAAACUGGUGAAGGAGGUCUACGAGGCGCUACGAUCCAGCCCCCAGUGGAACGAGAUUCUCUUCGUCAUCACCUACGACGAGCACGGCGGCUUCUUCGACCACGUCCCCACCCCGGUCGAGGGCGUCCCCAGCCCGGACGGCAUCGCCGGACAGAGCCCUUUCUUUUUCAAGUUCGACCGGCUGGGCGUGCGCGUCCCGGCUUUAUUCAUAUCUCCCUGGGUCGAACCAGGCACCGUGAUUCACAAGCCGACCGGGCCCCAAGUCACUUCCCAAUUCGAGCACUCCUCCAUCCCCGCCACCGUCAAGAAGAUCUUCAACCUCCCUGACUUCUUGACCAAGCGCGACGCCUGGGCCGGCACCUUCGACUCGGUCCUCACCCGGACCACGCCCCGAACCGACUGCCCGUCGACGUUGCCAGAGGCUACGAAGCUCCGGGAGACCGAGGCGGCGGAGGAGGCGAAGCUGUCGGAUUUCCAGAAGGAAAUGGUGCAGCUGGGCGCGGUGCUCAACGGCGACCACGCCAAGGAUGUCUACCCGUGGAAGCUGGUGGAGGAGAUGACGGUGGCGGAGGGCGCGGCGUACGUGAAGAGCGCGUUCGAGGCCUGGCGGAAGGCAUGCGAAAAGUGCCGGGAGAGCGGCGCCGACGGGUCGCACGUGGUGGAGCUGAAGGCGGCGAAUGGACCGAAGGCCCUGCUGGAGAAGGUGUCGUCUUGCUUCACGUGCGGCAGGUUUUAGAGCCUCCGUGGUUGUUAGGAAUAAUAUAAUGGAUUGGAUAGAUUCGAUUAUAUGCAUAUUGUUGCUUAAUUAGUUUGUGUCAAGUGCGUGCUUGUUUGGAAACCGAAACACAAUGUUUAUUUCACUUUCUUUAUUUUAAAGGGUAAAUUUUA